AUGGUAGACUUUGUGAUUCUUUGUACGGGAAGGUUUAACAAUUAUCCCAACAUACCCAAAUUCCCUCCUGGUAGAGGCCCAGAAGCAUUUGAUGGGAAAGUGAUCCACUCCAUGGACUACUCCAAAAUGGGUAGCGAGAAAGCUAAGGAGAUGAUCAAGGACAAGUGUGUGACUAUUGUUGGGUAUGGAAAUUCAGCCCUUGACAUUGCUAAUGAAUGUGCAAAUAUAAAUGGUAAAAAUAUUCAAUCCUCAAUUAAACAGACCUUGUUUCUCUCGGUUAACGAAAUUGAAACAUUGGUAUGGAGAAACCAUGCACAAUGGUUGUCCGAACCAAGCAAUGGAUCAUACCGAACUUCUAUGCUUGGGACUAGUUUCAUACAUGUGUACAUUUCUUUUGUGCGUGAGAAGAGGUUGAUUAUUUCAAAGUUUGCUAAGAGCUACUACUCCAUUCCAAUGAAGAAGCAUGACAUGGUGCCUGACCAUAGCUUUUUUGAGGGGAUGGUGGGGUGUAUGCUUUCCACUACACCCAAGGAUCAUUAUAAGAAUUUAUAG
Molecule: messenger RNA, 552 nt
Organism: Triticum turgidum subsp. durum (durum wheat)
Lineage: Eukaryota; Viridiplantae; Streptophyta; Magnoliopsida; Poales; Poaceae
Source: the annotation of a GenBank genome assembly